AUGGAGGUUAACAAUACUAGUGAACAGCCUUCCAAUGGAAAGCGGAUACGCUUAGCUGUAAUCAUAUCAACGAUAACCGUUAUUGCUAUAUGUGCCUCUCUUGUCAUUCUUGCAAUUAUUUUACAUUCAAUAAAGAAUAAGAGUAAUAAUGACAAUAAUAGCAAUCAGAACAAUAAUAAUGACAACAAUAGUACCAACAAUGAUGAUAACAAUAACACAAGUACCAAUGAAACCAAUAGCACUAAUUAUGAAAGGGUUGACACACAUCCAUUUAUUCUAAUUGAAAAAGAUGAACGAAAUAAUAUCCUUGAUGCAAUAAAUAAAUACCCUGAAAUGAAUUAUGCAUGGGAAUAUAUCUCAUAUCAAGCGUUUCGAGUUCUGAGUUUAUCACCACUGGUUUAUAAUAUUGUAGGCUCGGAUUUGCUAGGUGUUUCUCGUGAAGCAUUGAGAAGAAUUUCAUAUAUGUCAAUAACAUAUUAUUUAACGAAGAACCAAACGUUAUUAGAACGUGUUGAGCAAGAAUUAUUAAAUGUGUGCAGCUUUUCGGAUUGGCAUCCAUCUCAUUUCCUUGAUACUGCUGAAAUGACCACAGUUGUUUCGAUUGGAUUAGAUUGGAUGUUUGAAAAUCUAUCAGAAUCGACAAUUAAUAUCUGUAGGCAAGCAAUCAAUGAAUUCUUCAUUAAAUAA
This is a messenger RNA of Trichomonas vaginalis G3, 687 nucleotides long. Its product is annotated as Heparinase II/III-like protein family. The record is from RefSeq and is a predicted model, not a curated record. Lineage: Eukaryota; Parabasalia; Trichomonadida; Trichomonadidae. The transcript has a single exon. The coding region runs from base 1 to 687 and encodes 228 amino acids.